Molecule: messenger RNA, 982 nt
Organism: Dracunculus medinensis (Guinea worm)
Lineage: Eukaryota; Metazoa; Nematoda; Chromadorea; Rhabditida; Dracunculidae
Source: the annotation of a GenBank genome assembly
AAGAAUAUUUUAUUUUCAGAGAGUUUUUUCCAUACACGAUCUCGAUGAGAACUCUGUUUUUUACAUUUGUCGUUUAACAGAUACCGUUCGUUUCAAAAAGUUGUUGAAUCCAUUGCUUGUGCCUAGAGUUGUAGAUACAGAACAACAUCGUCAGGUUGGUAAGUACCUUAAAAAAACACUUGAUGGAUUCGGUUUUCAUACUGAAUGGGAUCAGUUCGAGACUGAAGUACCACCCAACAAUGAGCGCAAAAAGUUUCGUAAUCUUAUUGGGACGUACGACAAAGAUAGUCCGCGUAAUAUAGUAUUUGCCUGUCAUUAUGAUUCAAAAAUAUUCCCGAGGCUGAUGUGGGUGAAAAUAUUUAUUGGGGCAACUGAUUCAGCUGUACCUUGUGCAAUGCUUCUUGAUCUGGCUGAAACACUAGCUCCACUUUUACAGAUGAGAUUGAUCAAGGAUAUUGGACUACAAUUAUUUUUUUUUGAUGGUGAAGAAGCUUUCGUCGAAUGGUCGGAACACGACUCAUUAUAUGGUUCGCGUCAUCUUGCUAAUAAGCUAAGAAAUAAUUAUGUAGUUUACUCAAAUGGAUCAUCGUUUACUGUUAAUCAUGAAAUCAACAAAAUAGAUGUACUUGUAUUGCUUGAUCUUUUGGGAGCAUCUUCGCCAACAAUAAAGAAUUUGCCAGGUCUUGGCAACCAAAAUCUCUUUUCUGAAUUUCCAAAAAUAGAAUUGCAGUUAAAACGUUUGGGUUGUUUGCAUAAUCUGCAUGCAAAGAUUUUUUAUGAUUCGAUUGAAUACGCGAGUAUUGAGGAUGACCAUAAACCUUUCCUUGCUUACCAUGUACCAAUACUUCAUCUUAUUCCGACACCCUUUCCCAGUGUUUGGCAUGAAUUAAAUGAUGAUGCAAAUAUACUGCACUAUCCAACAAUAGAUAAUCUUAUGUCUAUUAUUCGAGUCUUCGCCGCAAAAUAUUUAGGCAUCGCCUAG